AUGAGAUGGAUCAUAAAGGAUAUUAUGGGGCACUGCAUGAAGCAGGACAAGGAUGGAAAGAGGAAUAAACGCUUGUGCUCUGAAGAGAUACCAGUCUCUGCUUGCCUUACCGUACUCAUCAUGAUGUAUGCGGUGUCGUCCCAAGUUGAACUGCAGGUUCAUUAUCGCCAAUCAGACCAUGAUGCCUGGCGAGAAAUUAAGCAGAUUGACAAGAACAUCAUUGAUAUUCUGACCAAGCUCCGUUCUCCUGAGUCAUUCCAGGCCAUUGCUGAUGCACUAAACAACACGCGCGACGAGGUUCUGGCUGCUCAUCUCUCUCCCGAGGGCCAGAUACUAUUGGCUGGGAAAGAGAUUAUUCCUUUGCAGCUUCACGGGUCAUCCUUCGUGCCUGUCCUAGAUGUUAAUUUGAUUACUCCUGCUCCUACUACGAUUGGUGAUUCUACCGCUGAGGAUUGGACUAGCGACGAAGACAAACCAGGGCCAUCAUUUACUCCAGUUAAUCGUCCUCUUCUGAAGAGGAAGCGUGCGAUGCUAGCAAAGACUAUUCGUUCAGCUCAUGGAAGAGAGGUGCCUUCCUCGUCUAGCGGCCCUUCUGGAGAGUAUAUCCCACACGGGAUUGAUAGCGAAUCUGAUGAUGACACCAACGCUAUAAUUUCAUGGACCCAAACCAUGUGUACACUGGUGUAG
Pseudogymnoascus destructans is the source of this 687-nucleotide messenger RNA. RefSeq lists its product as uncharacterized. The transcript has 4 exons. Bases 1 to 687 code for a protein of 228 amino acids. Lineage: Eukaryota; Fungi; Ascomycota; Leotiomycetes; Thelebolales; Thelebolaceae. The record is from RefSeq and is a predicted model, not a curated record.